Messenger RNA from Pecten maximus, 4548 nucleotides. Its product is annotated as protein c-ets-1-B-like. The record is from RefSeq and is a predicted model, not a curated record. NCBI's taxonomy places the organism in Eukaryota, Metazoa, Mollusca, Bivalvia, Pectinida, Pectinidae. The transcript is spliced from 8 exons. Gene Ontology annotation, biological process: cell differentiation; regulation of transcription by RNA polymerase II. Gene Ontology annotation, cellular component: nucleus. The coding region runs from base 1148 to 2560 and encodes 470 amino acids. Gene Ontology annotation, molecular function: sequence-specific DNA binding; DNA-binding transcription factor activity, RNA polymerase II-specific.
CUAGGCUAUACUAUAAUUUCCCAGGACAGUGUGUGCUUUAGCUGGUGUACUCAUUCAUACAAACCUUGGCGUCAUUCAUAAAGCCAGAGUGUUAGCGUGGGGCAGGGGCUCUCUGUGUAUACUUAGCGGAUUACUGUGUACACAAAGCUUCCACAAAUGGGAAUGGUCACUUUGCGAAAACAUUGGGAUUUAACCCUUUGACUGUUAACCAUAGAGGUGUAAGCUGACCUUCUUGGACACAGAAAAGACUUAUAUCUACUACAGGACCUUGGGCAGUUUUGUUUUUGUUAAAAAAGGCGGAGCAUUGCAGUUAAUGUCACACUGUAGGAAAAGGUGUAAAAAGGAGUUAGCUUGAAUACAGAGGAUCAUGGCCUGUUAGAGGUGUAAAAAGGUAGAGGACUUAACCAGGAGAUCAUUACAGCCCCCUAGGGAUUCAACAGCACAGUUACCUGUAUAGGGACAAUUACUCUUAUAGAAAAGGCACCUGAGUUUUACCUGUGACAUUUGUACAGGUAUGCAAUUGCAAUCAAGGACGUUGUGACAUUCAUCACCAGUGCUGGACAAAUGGACCAUAUAUAUAUCUGAAUGUUGUGGUCAUUGGUGGUCAUUUCUGGUCAGACCUUGCUGGACGUAGACUUCCAACAAUACCUCGGGAGACUUGCCAACUGUAUUAUACAUAUCUUAACACUGAUGUAUUGUUGUAACAAUGCAUGGAAAUUAAUUAGUGCUAAUUAAUAUGAGUGUCGGCAUUGUGUAACAUAGAUGUGUUGCAUCGGUGCAGAUAAGUAUAGCUGAAUUGAAUCAUACCAGCUUUCCUGGUUUGUCAGCUGACGACCAGAGACUCGAAAACAGAUACAACUUCAGUGUGCAGGGAUUUCAAAUGCUAUUUGACAGAGACUUAAAACACUUAAGUGCCAGCCGUACCAAAUUACUACUACGGUAGAGUCAGCAAGCCAACAUAAUUAGCAACAGAAAAAAUGGACGGAGCUACCAAUGCAGAAGUAUAGUGAUUUAUGUGGUAGAAUACGUUGAUCCGAAUUACUGUUAGCAACUGCUGCUUUGGUCAACUUGACUUAUGUAAACAAGAAACGCUAAGAAGUUUUAUAUAAAAAGACUAUUUGGGAAAAAUUCCAGCAAAUCUUAAAUAAUGAUCACUCCCACUGUUGAGCGCCAUGGUCAUGGAAAAAGAAGAGCACCAGUAUUUCUCCUUCCAUCCUGGCAUACUCACGGACGCCAGGUCUCCUCUAACAAGACUGAAGACAUUCCUCAAACACCCCAGGUUCCGCCACUCACACCUGGAUCCAACCAGAAGGUUUCGCAGGCCUUCCUCGAGUGCUUUAAGAGCUUUGAUAUAGACAUGCAGAAAUACAAUAUUCCAAAAGAUCCCCUCCAGUGGAGUGAGAUCCAAGUUGUACAGUGGCUGCAGUGGGCGGUCAAGGAGUUCAAUGUCCAAGGGAUCAGCAUGGGAAACUUCGCCAUCAACGGUCAACAGAUGAUCAAGAACGGCAAGGACGAGUUCCUGAAGUUAGCUCCACCUUACAUGGGGGACAUCCUUUGGGAACACUUACAGGAGCUUCAGAAAGAGGUUGCCCAAGAGAGGGCGUCACUGUGCAAUGUCCCGCCCAAUUAUAGUGAACCUGUUUGCAUGCCCGACUUUGGUGAACACUUCCUUCAACAAGGCUAUAAUAGGAGUGAGAGUAAGAUUCCAACCUCUCAGCCACCUACCAGCCAGGGUUAUAUGGAAAGUAAAUGUACAUACGGCCAAAUUAGCGAGUCUAUGCAGGCAUUGAAUGACAUCAACAGUGAUAACAUUGUCAACGGCAACAGUUUCGACGAUUCCUCAGACUACCAGCGACUGGAACACAAUAGUUAUUACGACCACAGCCCUGAAUUCUAUCCCAUAAUUCCAGAACAGAAAUACCGCCCAAAUAUUCCUCCUCCAGAGAACCUUUGUCGAAAUCAGUACAUUCGACAGGACAGCCUUCCCCACGACAAUUACUACGACCAACAGACGUUCCACACAGUACCCACCAUCAAGCAGGAGUGCCCCUGGUCACCGCAGGACUGUGCCGGUCAAGACUGUAACGAGAGCUGGCAGUCUGCUGACCUUCGGUCAAGUUUGUCCAGUGGGUACCGGUCACUACAGUCGUCCCCGACGAACGUCUACUGUGACGGGAAACCCAUGAUUCAGGCCGCGGCACUGGCCGGCUACUCUGGGAGUGGUCCUAUCCAGCUAUGGCAGUUUUUACUGGAGUUACUGACAGACAAGACCUGCGAACACUUCAUCAGCUGGACAGGAGAUGGAUGGGAAUUCAAGCUGUCCGACCCCGACGAGGUAGCCAGGCGAUGGGGAAUCCGUAAAAACAAGCCAAAAAUGAACUAUGAGAAACUAAGUCGAGGGUUGAGGUAUUACUACGAUAAACACAUCAUCCACAAGACCGCAGGAAAACGCUACGUCUACCGAUUUGUUUGUGAUCUGCAGAGUCUCCUCGGAUACACCCCAGAGGAACUGUUCGAGGCCUGUGAUAUCAAGCCUCAGGCAGACAAGGAUGACGAGUGAGCUAGUCAAAGUUAUCAAGAGGCUUUGAAUUGAAAUUGUUCCCAAAACGGUCUACUGCUUUAUCAGUGACCUGUCUAAUGGCCAAGGUCAAAGGUCAGAGGUUAAGGCAGUUUACAAGCCUUUCUGUGAUUGGUCAGCUCAAUGACCUGUGUGACACACGUCGGACCUGUUUGUUCCUGUGAUGGACUAAGGAAAGAAGGGAAAGUAAUCCUUUGGAAAUGCAAACUGAAGCAAGAACUGUAUGGCAUUUUACAUGAUUAAAGUAAAUGCUCUCUGAAUACUGUUCACGUAAGUGAGCAGAGCUUUAAAGAGAAGGGACAGGAACAUUUAAGACCUUGUAAAGCAGACCAGCUAUAGCUGGACUGUUGGAGGAAGAGACUGGCCUCUAUUUCGAGGUGUUUUAGAACAGCAAUAAGUCCGGAUGUAUUUUUCCUGAACGCUUUUGUUUUGUACGAUCUAUUUCGAAUGAGAAAGACACUGAUUGUUUUGUGAUGAACAGACGAAGUUUGCAAAUGAAUGCAGGAGGAAGUGCAGAGGGAAGAAAUAAAUUGCCCAAGUCAAGACAGAUAUGUUUCCUAGAGAAUGAUCUCACAAUUGAGGAGGAGCAAUCCUUCUCGGUAAAAUUGUUUCUUUAAAAUGAAACAAAAAAUUAUUUAAUAAUUCUCAUCCUAUGUGUUAUGUUAGGAUGGUGAGUUUAGAAGCUUAUGUUUCCUUCACUGUCGAGUAAAGACUUAUUGUUGUACUUUGUGUUGUUAUCAAAGUGAAUUAAAUGUGAUUUAUCCCUUGGGGAGCCUCACUAGACUCUCCCAUCAUGCAUCACUGCAGCUAUUUCAGAUAUGAAGUAUCUGUUAAUCUUGUUACAUUAAAUGUUUAAAUUUAUAUAUAUCAAAGUCAUAUUUUCAAUAUUUUAAUACUAUUGUUGAUAUGCUUUUCAGUUGGAUUAAAAACUGAAAGAUUAGAUUUUAAAAAUCUGCCUUUUAUUUGUUAAAAACAGUUAUGUUGCAAUAUGUAUGGUGCCUUGCUUAUCCCCCCCUUCCCACCUUAUGACAUUUGGCCUUUUACUGUCUUGAACAUCAACUCCACAUAAACAGUGCUCGAAGAAAUAUUCUUGCUCUAACAAAGUAAUAAAAUUCAGAACAUUACUUUCGAAAAAAGGUAAAAAAAAUGACUUGUGUGUAUAUGCAAAUUGAUUGCAUAAAUUAACAGCAAAGCAUGCGUAUACUAAAGAAAAAUAUAAAAAUAAAAAUAGAAUGAACAGAAUCCUUAUUUAAGUGAUUUUUUUUCUCCAUAUUCAUGAGAAACUAGUUAAAUUUGAAUUAGCAAGGAUGUGUCUGACAUAUAUUUUAUAUCAUGAUAUUCAUAGAAGUUGUUAAAUUAUGCUCUUCUUGCAUCAAUAAUUGUCACAUUUUUGAUACCAGGCAAUAUGUAUAAUAUCUUAGCAAUGUUCUCGAUAUUUCAGAGAUUAAAAUCAAAAUCCAUUGCCAAAUCAUUACCAUGUUUUUUCAUUGAUCAGCAUCAAUGUUAAAUCCCACCGUUUCUUGUUAUCCGAAAAAGUGCAUUAUAACUCAUUUUUAUUUUUUAUUUUACAUGUUUUUCUAAAAGAAAUUUAAAGCCCAUGUCUUGCAGUAUAAAUUAAUAAAGUUCUGAUAGCCAGCUUUAGAUUGUCUGGAUUUCUGUUUUUCACAAAAUGUUUUUCAAGAAUAUAUAUUAGCUAUUUUAGAUAUUAACAUUUCAGGCAGUUUUGUCAUCGUGAAGAAUUAACACAUCACAGCACAGCUGUUUCUCCUGAUAGUUUUUCACAAGUCACAAGAAAUUUGAUAAACAUUAUAUGAAAAUCAAGAAUCCGUGUGAUAAAUAAACACUUGUAACAUUACAGUUUUCUUAGUGACGCAGAGUUUACCUAGAAACGGUGACAUUCAAUCACGGAGUUUAUCCUGGAAGAUGUAUCUAGAUGGAACAUCAAAUUUUAUCUAGACGUUCAGUUUUGA